GCCAUCACACAGCCCCGGCGCAGGCGCAGCAGCGGUACCCAGGCAAGAUGGCGGAGGAGGAGCCGAGGAGGCGGAUCCCGCUGGUGCCGGAGAACUUGCUGAAGAAGAGGAAGGCCUACCAGGCCAUCAAGGCCACCCAGGCCAAGCAGGCGCUCCUCAACAAGCGCAAGCACCAGAAGGGAAAACAGCUCCAGUUUAAACGCCUGGAGGCUUUUGUUCGAGAUUCAUGGCGCAAACACCGAGAUGACACCCGGCUGAGGCGCAUGGAACAGAGACCUCCGCAGAUGGCUGUACCUCAGGAGCACAAACUAGCCUUUGUUGUGCGGAUUGCAGAUAUUAAGGGGGUGAGCAAAAGAGUAAGAAGAGUGAUAGAGUUGCUGCGGCUCAGAAAAACUUUUACUGGAAUAUUUGUUAAACUGACUCCGUUAUUGCUGAAGAUGCUGCGGAUUGUGGAACCGUAUGUCGCAUGGGGGCACCCUAACCUGAAAUCCAUACGAGAGCUCAUCCUGAAACGGGGCCAAGCCAAGAUUAAGAAAAAGAGGAUGCCUCUGACAGACAAUAUGCUGAUAGAGGAACAUUUAGGGGACUGUGGUAUUAUUUGCCUGGAAGACCUUAUUCAUGAGAUCCAUUCAGCUGGGAAGCAUUUCAAGAAAGUCACAAAUUUUCUGUGGCCAUUCCAUCUGUCAGUGGCUCGCCAUGCUUCACGUAACAAAGUAGGUUUCCUCAAGGAAAUGGGUAAGCCUGGCUGCAGAGGCGAAGCAAUCAACCAGCUUAUACGUCAGCUGAACUAGUCAGGGUCUUUGUGAAAACUUAAGGAUUUGGACCCUGUUCCUUCUCACAUGCAGUUUUCAUGGACGUUUUCUCUGUCCAAUGAUAUGCUCUAGUUCUUGACUGUAUAUGUUUUUAUGUAUUUUUCUCUAUAAAGAAAAAAUAUACAGAUGGUUAUGGAGAUGAGACUUCAGGCUGGUCCUUCUUAAAGCAAAUAAAUUGUGCUUGGUACAAGGAAAGUGACUUGAACUCCCUGAAGCAAUCUGACUUCUGCAUCUCUGCAAAACAAUUUUUUUUAGUAUUCAUUACUGCUGCCUCUAUACCUGUCACUUCCUGAUCUCAUAUCUGGUAUAAAGCAGUGGUUGUCAGUUCCUGAUUUAAAUGUGGCACAUUUGAUUUCCACUCACACUUUCCAUCCUGUACUCCCCAGUGAAAACACUUGAAGCUUCAUGCCUUGAAGUGCACUUCCUUAAGGCUAAAGGGGUGGUGCAGUCAUCUCUUUAACACAAAUUGCUGACAGGCAGAAGGAAACAGGUGUUCCUCUGUUGCUGCAGUGCAAGCCCUAGCAGUGAACGAUGUAAUGUGUUUGAAGUACCUAGAUUGUUUUAAAAAGCAAUGAUUUUCAUGCUAGUGAUUUACAGAAGGCUGUAUUUUCACUUGUGCUAGGUUCACACUGCUGGAGAGUGCUAUUUCCUGAUAAAGAGCCAGAAACUUUGUAAUAGAGUGAUAGAGUACAUGUUUAAACGUGUGGGGUUUUUUUUAAUAAACUUUUAAAAAUACAGUUACAGCAGGAAGAAUUGUGUGUAUAUGACUCUAGAAGAGUGGAAAGAGGUAAAUACUCUGCAUGAGCAGAGAUUGGUGAAGGACAUGAACAAAAACACUGAAGAGCC
Pezoporus flaviventris is the source of this 1658-nucleotide messenger RNA. It is a transcript of the gene RPL7L1, whose product is annotated as ribosomal protein L7 like 1. Gene Ontology annotation, molecular function: structural constituent of ribosome; RNA binding. Gene Ontology annotation, biological process: maturation of LSU-rRNA from tricistronic rRNA transcript (SSU-rRNA, 5.8S rRNA, LSU-rRNA). Bases 48 to 791 code for a protein of 247 amino acids. The transcript has 7 exons. The record is from RefSeq and is a predicted model, not a curated record. Gene Ontology annotation, cellular component: cytosolic large ribosomal subunit. Lineage: Eukaryota; Metazoa; Chordata; Aves; Psittaciformes; Psittacidae.